UUCACUUAAAACUACCCAAAACCGAACAUUGAAAAACUCGAACCUCCAUUAACGAACUUCCACCUGUCCAGAACUUUUCCCACAUAUAUAUAAAAGAAAGAAUUUCCCCCUUCCCUUCGAUUUUUAUUUUAUCUCAUCUCUCUCUCUCUCACGAAAAUGUCACUCUCCUUGCAAUCUCCGCCUACCGCAUUUCUCUCUUCUUCUUCUUCUUCGUUAGCAAAAUCAAGGUUAAGAUUUGCGAAUGUGUCUUCUUCUUCGGCUCUACUCUUCAAGUUCAACAGAUCUUUUCCAGUUAUUCGAGCCUCCUCGUCCUCGAGCUUCUCUUCUUCUCUCGACACUGGGUUGAGUACUGAAUUGGAUGCUGUGUCUACUUUCAGUGAGAUAGUUCCUGACACUGUGAUCUUUGAUGAUUUUGAAAGGUUUCCACCAACUGCCGCAACUGUUAGCUCUUCAUUGCUGUUGGGUAUAUUGAGCCUUCCUGAUACCAUCUUUAGAAAUGCUGUGGAUAUGGCUUUGGCGGAUUCAGGAUGUUCUGGGCUGGACAACCCUGAACUGAGGUUGUCUUGUUUCUGUAACAAGGCUUUAGUAAAUGUUGGUGGCGACUUGGCAAAGCUAGUUCCUGGUCGGGUUUCAACAGAAGUGGAUGCACGUCUGGCUUAUGACACACAUGGCAUUAUUAGGAGGGUGCAUGACUUGUUGAAAUUGUAUAAUGAGAUUGAUGUUCCUCCUGAGCGUUUAUUGUUUAAAAUUCCUUCAACUUGGCAAGGAAUAGAAGCCUCAAGAUUGCUAGAAUCUGAGGGUAUACAGACACAUUUGACUUUUGUUUACAGCUUUGCUCAAGCUGCAGCUGCAGCCCAAGCUGGCACUUCUGUUAUUCAAAUUUUUGUUGGCCGUGUUAGGGACUGGGCACGCAAUCAUUCUGGUGACCCUGAGAUUGAAGCUGCUAUUCAAAGAGGAGAGGAUCCUGGUUUGGUUCUGGUGACAAAAGCUUACAAUUACAUUCACAAAUAUGGGCAUAAAUCAAAGCUUAUGGCAGCAGCAGUUCGAAACAAGCAGGAUUUAUUCAGUCUGCUGGGGGUUGACUAUAUCAUUGCACCCUUGAAGGUGUUACAAUCACUCAAAAAAUCAGUUACUGUUCCUGAUGAGAAGUACUCUUAUGUGAGGAGGCUGUCCCUGCAGUCUGCUGCCACCUACAAUUUCACUGCUGAGGAGCUCACAAACUGGGACCAAUUAAGCCUAGCAUCAUCUAUGGGACCUGCAUCCGUGGAGCUUCUGGCUGCUGGACUAGAUGGAUAUGUUAAUCAAGCAAAGCGAGUUGAGGAAUUACUUGACAAGAUUUGGCCACCUCCAAAUGUCUAAAGAGUGGCUUCUUCAUUUUGAAGCACAUCUCAUCUGGCAUAAAAUAAGAGGAUGUACCCAACUCCACAAUGUUGUUAGCAACACUUUGUUUUAGCAGAGCACUUGAGUUGGUAUUUAAUGCUUGAUGUUAAUCCUGCAUCUUUUCAUGUUGUCAAUGAACACAAAGCUGAUGUUGCCCUCUCCCAUUGCAUGUGGUAACGCUCUUCUGCCUACUGUCCGAAAAAUUGCAUUCAAUUUCACGGCAAAGCCUUCCUCUUUUAA
Theobroma cacao (cacao) is the source of this 1620-nucleotide messenger RNA. Its product is annotated as Aldolase superfamily protein. Gene Ontology annotation, biological process: carbohydrate metabolic process; pentose-phosphate shunt. Gene Ontology annotation, molecular function: transaldolase activity. Lineage: Eukaryota; Viridiplantae; Streptophyta; Magnoliopsida; Malvales; Malvaceae. Gene Ontology annotation, cellular component: cytoplasm; intracellular anatomical structure. The record is from RefSeq and is a predicted model, not a curated record.